Heterobilharzia americana is the source of this 1586-nucleotide messenger RNA. The record is from the annotation of a GenBank genome assembly. Lineage: Eukaryota; Metazoa; Platyhelminthes; Trematoda; Strigeidida; Schistosomatidae.
UUUAAAUAUUGCAAGGUCUUGUCCGGUGGGCGUUUUAAACUUAGUUUUCUCUUAAGGAUUUUAGGGCAUGGACCGUGCGCCCGCAGCAUAUGAGACUACAUACGAGACAAGAUAUGAAACAACUGAUGUAUCAUCUGUAAUUAAUGUUGGUUUUGUCCGCAGUUUAAGCGGAAUCUUGAAGCUUUCUGAAAUUUUAUUGAGUUGUAUCGUGCUAAUUUGUGUAGCUGCCACAUCAUACUGGUCGCUUCAUCCUUCUGGUGGAUGGGUGAAUUUUGUUGCAUCCAUCACUUUAAUAUGUGCAGCCGUCUUCUAUAUUUUCUAUUUGUUCAACUUAAUCAGAAAGUUGCCAGGCCCAUGGAUUAUAAUUGAAUUUGCUGUCCUUUUAAUAUGUACCUUCUUUUGGUUUAUAACGCUGAUUGUUUCAGCUGCAAAUCAUCAUAAAGGCUCUGGAGCUAUCGCUUCUGCUGUGUUUUCUGCAGUCGCUCUUGCUGUCUACAUUACAGAAUUAGCAACUCGCUUCCGAUGUGAACGUAGAGGAAAUGGUUUUAUUAUUACAAUGACUGGUGUAAUGACUACGCAUGCUACACGUGCUCCUCCUGCAUUCACUCAACCCACUCCAGGUCAUAUACCAUCAGAGUCAACAGAUCCGCAUAUUGGAUUUUCAGGCGCUUAUGCACCAGGUGAACGUGCAGACGAAGGCUAUGUUAUGCCAUAAAUGUUGUGCAUAGUUCAUGCAUAUUAAUUUACCUCCAUUAGCUCUCACAUCACUUUAUUGUUGUGUGCGUAUGCUUGUGCGUGUGCGUGUGAGAAUCUUUUUUACAUUUUGGUUAAACCUUUUCUCAUUAUUAGGCUACUAUACAUGUGUGCUUUUUUUGGCAUAUGAAAACUAUUCACACCAACUGUUAUUCUUCCAGCUGACGAUAAGAUGAGGAAACAGUCGAAUUCACACAAUACCAAUUACUAUUGUUAUUAUUAUUAUUAUGAUGGCGACUACGAAUAUUGUGCACCUCGUCAUAUAUGUAUAUUAUCUCUAUUGAUCUAUUCUGUAUUGUGAUCAUUGUAUCUGAUAUCAUUGCUGUUAACUUUCAAGUUGCUUUACGGAUUACUUCUAUAUCUAUCCUUACUCUAUACAACACUCCUCACUCUUUUAUAUUUGGCAACUUCAGUAUGUUCAAAAUAUCUCUAGUUCAGUGUUGCUCUCUACCUUCCCGCUUCCCUGUUAUUUUCUGUAUGCCUAUAAACAGAAAUAUAGAUCUUCUUAUUUGCUCAUUAGACUUACACAGACUUUGUUCAACACACAUUCCCUACUCUAUCAUCUCGUCUACACCGAUCACACCCCAGUCCUUGAAUUGAUUACAUCAAUUAUUUAUUCAGCUUAUAUGUAUCACUUCGUUUCUGCUGCUGUUGCUGUUGCAUUGUUUAUUCCUUUGAAUUCUUCGUCUUCAUUUGCUCUGUUGAUUCAAGUAUUCUUAUUGUUUCAUGAUACUGUUGAUUAUUCCUAUCCCUGGAAAUCAUUUCCUCAACUAUUAUAACUAAUCUAAAUUAAAAAUGAUUGUGUUCUAAAAAUAUACACACUGACACGAUUG